Glycine soja is the source of this 1562-nucleotide messenger RNA. RefSeq names its product AP2/ERF and B3 domain-containing transcription repressor RAV2-like. Gene Ontology annotation, molecular function: DNA binding; DNA-binding transcription factor activity. The coding region runs from base 231 to 1286 and encodes 351 amino acids. Gene Ontology annotation, biological process: regulation of DNA-templated transcription. The transcript has a single exon. The record is from RefSeq and is a predicted model, not a curated record. NCBI's taxonomy places the organism in Eukaryota, Viridiplantae, Streptophyta, Magnoliopsida, Fabales, Fabaceae.
AAUCAUAAAAACCUCAUUACAUUAGCUCAGGUUCCUCCUAUAUAUAUAUAUACAUACAUAAUAUCCUUCUCCCUCAAACCAAACCAUACCUAUUCUCAAGUUUCUCUCUGUUUCUUCCUACUUCAUGCUAUAGCACUUACAAUACUCAACAAUAACCUAACCAAACCAAACCAAAACCCUUAUCUGCACUCACUUCACACAAACCAAAGUUAAUUAAUUACCAACACAAAAUGGAUGGAGGCUGUGUCACAGACGAAACCACCACAUCCAGCGACUCUCUUUCCGUUCCGCCGCCCAGCCGCGUCGGCAGCGUUGCAAGCGCCGUCGUCGACCCCGACGGUUGUUGCGUUUCCGGCGAGGCCGAAUCCCGGAAACUCCCUUCGUCGAAAUACAAAGGCGUGGUGCCGCAACCGAACGGUCGCUGGGGAGCUCAGAUUUACGAGAAGCACCAGCGCGUGUGGCUCGGCACUUUCAACGAGGAAGACGAAGCCGCCAGAGCCUACGACAUCGCCGCGCUGCGCUUCCGCGGCCCCGACGCCGUCACCAACUUCAAGCCUCCCGCCGCCUCCGACGACGCCGAGUCCGAGUUCCUCAACUCGCAUUCCAAGUUCGAGAUCGUCGACAUGCUCCGCAAGCACACCUACGACGACGAGCUCCAGCAGAGCACGCGCGGUGGUAGGCGCCGCCUCGACGCUGACACCGCGUCGAGCGGUGUGUUCGACGCGAAAGCGCGUGAGCAGCUGUUCGAGAAAACGGUUACGCCGAGCGACGUCGGGAAGCUGAAUCGAUUAGUGAUACCGAAGCAGCACGCGGAGAAGCACUUUCCGUUAAGCGGAUCCGGCGACGAAAGCUCGCCGUGCGUGGCGGGGGCUUCGGCGGCGAAGGGAAUGUUGUUGAACUUUGAGGACGUUGGAGGGAAAGUGUGGCGGUUUCGUUACUCUUAUUGGAACAGUAGCCAGAGCUACGUGCUUACCAAAGGAUGGAGCCGGUUCGUUAAGGAGAAGAAUCUUCGAGCCGGUGACGCGGUUCAGUUCUUCAAGUCGACCGGACCGGACCGGCAGCUAUAUAUAGACUGCAAGGCGAGGAGUGGUGAGGUUAACAAUAAUGCUGGCGGUUUGUUUGUUCCGAUUGGACCGGUCGUUGAGCCGGUUCAGAUGGUUCGGCUUUUCGGGGUCAACCUUUUGAAACUACCCGUACCCGGUUCGGAUGGUGUAGGGAAGAGAAAAGAGAUGGAACUGUUUGCAUUUGAAUGUUGCAAGAAGUUAAAAGUAAUUGGAGCUUUGUAACAUUACAUAGUUUUUGAGUUUCUUUUGUGAAUUUUGUAACUGUUGAAUUCAUGAGGUAGAGAUGGUGAUGGUGUUGUUGCAAGUUGCCACUCACAAAAGGUGUAUAGUCUCAGACAAAAAGAAAAAGGAAAAAUUAGGGCAAGAAAAAUUGUUGAACAGAAAUUUUCUUAACAAAAAAAAAAAAAGGAACGAGCUAGGAAUACGACUGUUUAUUUUGUUAUUCUUUUUUCUUAUUAUAAAUGUUUUCUAUGAGAAGUAAUUUUUUUAGACACAGGA